AUGUCCGUCGUGGCGCGUCAUCGAGCGAUCCCUGUGAUUGGUCAACCGUUUUUCCACGCUUCGGAAGUAGGGACGUCCAUUUUGCGCCGAGCGGAAGGCGAGUGCUGCCGAGACGAAGAGAACGCGACGAGUGGCGCGGUCCAAGCAGACGUCACCGCGUUUGUUGCGACAUUUCGGCCCCUCUGGACCCCUGCGCGGCAGAAAAAACCUUGA
This is a messenger RNA of Peronospora matthiolae, 213 nucleotides long. The record is from the annotation of a GenBank genome assembly. Lineage: Eukaryota; Oomycota; Peronosporomycetes; Peronosporales; Peronosporaceae.